UAAGGUUUUCCACUUGUCACCCGAAAGAAAAAUAUCUAAUAUGAUAUCGAUUCUUUUUACAUUUAAUUAGGUUAACUUAAAAAUUAUUGUAUAUGUGUGCAUAGGUGGAAGUGUUUUUACUGGGAGUGGUCACUGCCAUCUCAAUCUUACACAAAUUUGUAAAUAGUUACAUUUAAAAUGCGAAUAUUGACGUUUAGUAUUCUUUUUAAUGCCCUUCAUAUUAUAUUCGGUGUUGUUGGGUUAAAAAUUUACGAGGCAAACCCUGACACAAAAAGACUUUAUGAUGACUUGUUGUCAAAUUAUAAUAGACUUAUACGCCCUGUGAAGAACAACACCGAAACCUUAACAGUAAAGCUUGGUUUAAAGCUCUCGCAGCUAAUUGAGAUGAAUUUAAAAAAUCAAGUGAUGACUACCAACGUCUGGGUGGAACAAAAAUGGAUCGACUAUAAACUACGAUGGGAUCCAGAAGAAUACGGUGGCGUAGAAAUGCUAUACGUGCCUUCCGAAAAUAUUUGGCUACCAGAUAUUGUCCUAUACAAUAAUGCCGAUGGCAAUUACGAAGUAACGCUUAUGACAAAGGCUACAUUAAAGUAUACAGGUGAAGUGUCUUGGAAACCGCCUGCGAUUUACAAAUCAUCUUGUGAGAUUAACGUCGAAUAUUUCCCAUUUGACGAACAAUCGUGUAUUAUGAAAUUCGGCUCAUGGACGUACAAUGGCGCUCAGGUGGAUCUGAAACAUAUGAAACAAGAAAGUGGUAGCAAUUUGGUUGCAAUAGGAAUAGAUUUAAGCGACUUCUACUUAUCAGUUGAAUGGGACAUUUUAGAAGUACCGGCAUCCAGAAACGAAGAAUAUUACCCAUGUUGCACAGAACCCUAUUCUGAUAUUACAUUUAAUAUUACGAUGCGAAGAAAAACGUUAUUCUACACAGUCAACUUAAUAAUUCCUUGCGUGGGUAUUACGUUCCUUACGGUACUUGUCUUUUAUUUACCAAGUGAUUCAGGUGAAAAAGUAUCGUUGUGCUCUUCCAUUCUCCUCUCGUUGACGGUGUUCUUUUUACUAUUAGCCGAAAUUAUUCCACCAACAUCACUAGCUAUACCACUUUUAGGAAAAUAUUUGCUAUUUACCAUGAUUUUAGUCACUUUGUCGAUAUGGAUUACCGUAUGCGUUUUAAAUGUUCAUUUUCGGUCUCCAUCUACGCACAACAUGUCACCCUGGGUUAGACAAGUAUUUUUAAAUUGGAUGCCACGACUUUUAAUGAUGCGUCGGACGCCGUAUUCAACUCCAGAAUAUGAUGAUACGUACAUGGAUAGUGGAUAUACUAAUGAAAUAGAUUUUAGUUUUCCUGAUAGUGUUAGUGAUUACCCACUGGAAUUGAAAGGAAGUCCAGAUGGGUUCGAAAGUGUCACCUCGCAGUAUAAAAAUAUACGAGAAGAUGAUGCCCGGCAUAUACCGCAUGCAUCAGUCACUGAUAGUGAAAAUACGAUGCCACGACACUUGUCUCCCGAUGUAAUAUCAGCUUUAAAGGGUGUGCGUUUUAUUGCUCAACAUAUAAAAAAUGCAGAUAAGGAUAAUGAAGUUAUAGAAGAUUGGAAAUUCGUAGCUAUGGUUUUAGAUAGACUUUUUCUUUGGGUUUUUACAUUGGCAUGUACUGGUGGAACACUUGGCAUAAUAUUUCAAGCACCAAGUUUAUAUGAUACAAGAGAACCUGUGGACCAACAACUUUCUGGAAUAUCGUUUCGCAAUUAUAUGUAUCCAAAUGUAAAUGCGGCUACGCAAGACGAAUAAACUUUGAGAUUCGUGGAACAUAUGAUUCACGUAUAAAAACCAUAAUACAAAAGUAUUAAAUUAUUAA
Bombus pascuorum is the source of this 1852-nucleotide messenger RNA. RefSeq names its product acetylcholine receptor subunit beta-like 2 (gene nAChRbeta2). The coding region runs from base 178 to 1785 and encodes 535 amino acids. Gene Ontology annotation, molecular function: acetylcholine-gated monoatomic cation-selective channel activity; transmembrane signaling receptor activity. Lineage: Eukaryota; Metazoa; Arthropoda; Insecta; Hymenoptera; Apidae. The record is from RefSeq and is a predicted model, not a curated record. Gene Ontology annotation, cellular component: neuron projection; synapse; postsynaptic membrane. The transcript has 12 exons. Gene Ontology annotation, biological process: monoatomic ion transmembrane transport; regulation of membrane potential; chemical synaptic transmission.